AUGGGUGAAGCUGCGUUUGUACUUGGUAUAGAAAUCAAGAGAGACAGAGAAAGAAAAGCUUUGGGAUUGUGUCAAAGAAACUACAUUGACAGAGUGCUUAAGAGGUUUGCAAUGGAAACAUGUAAAGCAGGUGAGUCACCAAUGUCAAAAGGGGAUAAGCUACACUCAGGGCAAUGUCCCAAAAACUCACUAGAAAAGAAAGAGAUGGACAAAAGACCAUAUGCUAGACUGGUUGGGAGCUUAAUGUAUGCUCAAGUGUGCACAAGGCCAGACAUUGCCUUUUCAGUUGGGGUAUUGGCAAGAUAUAAGUCCAAUCCUGGGAAUGAUCAUUGGGUUGCAGGCAAGAAGGUACUCAGGUAUUUACAGAAAACAAAAGAUUAUAUGCUGGUAUAUAGAAGAAUUGAAGAUCAGGACCUUGAGAUCAUUGGAUACACAUAUUCUGAUUACAAAGGUUGCAUCGAUGACUUGAAAUCUACCUCAAGGUAUAUCUAUAUGUUGGCAGGAGGUGCAAUAUCUUGGAGAAGUGUUAAACAGUCUCUAACAGCCACUUCAACUAUGCAUGCUGAAUAUGCGGCUAUUCAUGAUGCUACUGCUGCAGUGUUUUUUGCUAAGAACAAUAAGAGAUCCACAACCUCGAGGAAUAUAGAUGUGAAGUACUAUGCAGUCAGAGAAAGUGUGAGAAACAAUGAAAUUGAAAUAAUCAAAAUCGGCACCCUAGCUCAACUUGCAGAUCCUUUCACAAAGGCCAUUGCAGUAGCACCUUUUCAGGUACAUGUCAAAAAUAUGGGUGUCUUAGAGAAUUUUGACAUGGCUGAAUGA
Molecule: messenger RNA, 819 nt
Organism: Rosa rugosa (rugosa rose)
Lineage: Eukaryota; Viridiplantae; Streptophyta; Magnoliopsida; Rosales; Rosaceae
Product: secreted RxLR effector protein 161-like
Exons: 2
Coding region: 1-819 (272 amino acids)
Source: RefSeq, a predicted model, not a curated record